CCUACCCUGCCUGAGCUGAUCACUUAGCUCUGCUUACCAAGGCAGACCAGAACCGCUGGCUCCCUGCACUCACUGUGCCAGCUAAGGACCACACAGACUGAAGUCCUAAUGCGAACAUAUGUGCAGUCAGAGCCAGCAAAGUCUUGUACAAGGUAACUGACUCAACAAAUCAAGAUGGAGGAGGAAGAUACUCGGGAACUUUUGCUACCCAACUGGCAAGGCAGUGGAUCGAUGGGUCUAACCCUGGACAAGAACGAAGAAGGAGUAUUUGUGAAACAGCUGGUGCAGAACUCACCAGCUGCCAAAACAGGAGUUGUAAAGGAAGGUGACCAGAUUGUUGGCGCAACGGUCUACUUUGACAACAUGUCAUCAGAAGACAUACAAAAUCUGCUGGCAAAUGUAGGACACCAUACUGUAGGUCUCAAGCUACAGAGGAAAGGGGAUCGAUCCCCUCUACCUGGCAUGACCUAUUCACAUGACGUCUUUAGCCUGAAAAGUCCUGAUGUUGUUCUGAGUGGAGAUGAUGAGGAAUACAGACGAAUUUACACAAAGAAGAUUAAGCCACGACUGAAGUCAGAUGAGUCUCUAGAGCCAGAGACUCAGACAAGGACCAUCACAGUUACCAGGAAGGUGACUGCCUACACUGUGGAUGUGACAGGGGCAAAAGAUUCAAAAGAGAUUGACAUAAGUAGCCCUGAAUACAAAAUCAAAAUUCCUCGUCAUGAAAUAACUGAAAUAUCAAAAACCAGCGUGGAGACAGAUGAGGGCAAAACAGUAAUCCGGAUUCCUGGUAUUGAUGUGUCUGGAAAAAGCUUUCAGGCAGGUGGAGAAUACAGCGUUUCCCAGCCAGGAGAUUCUGUCAAUGUUCAUAGUACCACUGUAAGAUAUCAAGAUUUGAGUGGGAGGCAAUAUGAGUUUCCGGAAGGCUAUAGUGAUUCUCAUGCCCAGGUUGACAGCAGAUCAUCCUUCGGCAUCAGUGUGCCUGGUGUAAGUGUUUCUGGACCAAAGUUCCAAAAUUAUGAAAAGAAAAUUGAUGUCAACAUGUCCAGAUUUGGAGCAGAGCAUGAUAUUGGUUUUAGAGGUCCUAAUGUUGCAGGAAGUUCUUCUUCUACGGACAUUGGUUUAACAGGUCAUGUUGGGAAAGUAUCAGAUUUUGACACUUCAACUAGAGCAACUAUGAAUAUCAAAGCUCCAAAAGUAAACCAGACCGCACCUAUUUUGGGUGUGAAAGAACCGGAUGCUGAGUUUGACAGCUCUGUUGGAAAGAUACAAAUACCCUCAUUUAAAAUGCCACGGUUUGGUUUCUCAGAAACAAGUGAAGGGAUUACCAAAAUUGGCAUGAAAUUUCCAGAAGCAACUGUUGACACUCCCAUAACAGUGGGUAAGACCAGUGUCACAAAUCCAGACAUUCAUCUGGAUGGUAAAAUUAAGGGUCCUAGUAUUGUUGUUGAUGUACCAAACUAUUCCAUGCCAAAUGUUAGCAUUGAUAUGCCAGGUUCUAAAUCGAAGGGAGUGACGCAAAUUACAGGUCCCACAAUAGAAGGCGAUGUAACAGUUCCUAAAAUUGAUGUGAAGAGUCCACAGUUUAACCUUGCAUCAAAAGAUAUAGGUGUUAAAGGUCUGCAGAUGGACCUAAAAGGAGCAAAAGUUGAUGCACCCACUCCUAAUGUGGACUUAAGUGUAGAGGCUGAUGUAAAACAUCCCAAAUGUAUUAUUAAUGCUCCAAAGGCAGAGGUAGCCAUGCAAAAUGUGUGUGUUGAAGGGCUAGAAGGAAGGUUGAAUGUGCCAAAAUUUAAAUUACCUACAUUUGAAAUGUCAGGAUCGAAACCAGAAGGUGGUAUUGAUAUCUCAGGCCCACAAAUUGAUAUUGCAGCUCCAGAGAAAGUACUGAAAGCUUCAGUGCCUAAUGUUGACAUAAAUCUGAAGAGUGCCAAGUGGGAAGGAGGUCCACAGGUAGAUGUAAAAGCAACAGAAGUUGAACUUGAGGCUCCGGAGUUAGAUAUUCACAGGUAUGAAGACAAACUAAAGAUUCCAAAAUUUAAAAUGCCAAAGUUUGGGACUUCUACAAAAGAAGAUGAUGUAGUGAUUUCUAAAGGUGCUAUACAGGUAACAGGUCCUGAUGUUGGCAUUGAGACUCCAGCAUUUGAUAUUAAAAGUCCAGAGGUAAAUGUGAAAGGUGGUGAUACGACUAAGCCAUCUUUGGGUGUCUCCAUGUCAAGCGUAUCUGUGCCAGACUUCAGCUUGAAAGGCCCCAAAGGAAUGGAUAUUCCAAAAUCUAAAGUUAAGGCAGAUCUAAAAAGCCCAGGCAUUGAUCUUAAGGCUCAAGAAAUUAAUUUAGGAGUAUCAAAUGUCAGUGUGACUGGCUCAAAAGGAGGGCUUAAAAUGCCUAAAUUUGGUAUUAGUGAGUCAAAUGUGGAAGUCCCAAAUGUAGAUAUAAACAUUUCAAAAGCAAACAGAGAUAUUGGUGGCCCAGAUGUGAAAAUGAUAAGCCCUAAAGUUAACAUGCAGUCAAUGAAUGUCUCUUUACCAAAGGUGCCUGAUGUUGAUCUGAACCUGAAAGGUCCUAAUCUGGGUGGCAAUUUUAAAGGUCCCAAAGUGGAUUUCAGAGUGCCAGAAGUUAACCUUGAGGCUCCAGAUAUAGAUACUGGAAAAGUAAAGGGUUCCAAAGUCAGUGUGCAUCAUCCAAAAAUGUCAGAUAUUGAUGUUAACGUGAAAGGUCCUAAGCUAGAAGGAGAUUUUAGAGGUGUCAGUCUUGAUAUUAAGGGACCAGAGAUGGAUGGUAAAGUGCCAGAGGUUGAUCUGGAAGCACCUGAUUUCAAUCUGAAAGGUUCAGAAGGAAAACUUAAAAUGCCUAAAUUUAAAAUGCCCAAGUUUGGCAUUUCUAAACCAAAAGUGGAAUACUCAACUAUUGAUAAAAGUCUCCCCAAUGUAAAUAUUGCUAAAUCAGGAAAAGAUAUAAAUGUUGAAUCUCCUGACUUAAAUAUUGAAGGCACAGGGGGUAAGGUGAAGGGCCCUAAGUUACCAGAACUAUCUAUGCCUGAAGUUGACCUGAGAUUGAAAGGUCCUAAAAUGGAGGGCUCAAAAGUUGAUGUCAAAGGUACAGAAUUUGAUGCUCCAAAACUAAGUGUAGAUGGAAAGGUAAAAGGGUCUGCGCACCUUCCAAACAUUGAUGGUCUCAGUGGGAAAGUAGAUGUUAAUAUAUCUGUCCCUAAGAUUGAAGGAGAUAUUAAAGGGUCAAAAGUUGAUGCACAGGUUUCUGAAGUUGGUGUAAAUUUUCCAGAUGUUGAUCUUGAAGGUCCUGAAGGAAAAUUCAAAAUGCCCAAAUUUAAAAUGCCCAAGUUUAAUUUGUCUGGUUCAAAAAGUGGAGGUCAAAAUAUAGAUGCCAAACUUCCAAAGGGUGAGAUUGAUAUUGAAGCUUCAGAGUUAGACCUAGAAAGCCCAGAUGUUAAAGUGCAAGGGCCUAAAUUGAAGAUGCCUCCUGCGCUUUCAAAAAUGUCAGUGCCUGAUGUUGACCUAAAUUUGAAAAGUCCAAAAUGGAAAGGAGAAGCUGAAAUCACAGGGCCCAAAAUUGAAGGAAAUUUAAAUGGUCCUGAAAUUGAUAUUAAAGCUCCGGAAGCUGAUGUUGUUGCACCAAAUAUAGAUAUAGAGGGAAAAGCAAAAUUAAAAACUCCUAAAUUUCACAUGCCAAAAUUUGGCUUUUCUGGUUUUAAAGAUGAAGGUUCAGAUGUUAAAUUGCCAAAAGGAGAAAUUGAGAUCAGUGGUCCAAAAGUAGAUGUUGAAAUUCCAAAAAUUGAUAUUCCUGAAAGUAAAGUAAAGGGUCCUAAAUUGAAGGGAGUAGUUGAUGUUUCAGGUCCUAAAAUUGAAGGAGAAUUACAAAGUCUAGAUAUGGAUUUUCCAGAAUUUGGUACAGAAGGUCCUGAAGGUAAUAUUAAAGGACGAAAGUUUAAUAUGCCAUCAAUAAAUCUUGAUAUGCCAAAAGUGUCAAUGCCCAAUGUUGACAUGAAUUUGAAAGGACCCAAAUGGAAAGGAGCGACUGGUACCUCUGGCCCUAUAUUAGAAGCAAACUUGAAACAACCAAAAGUUGACAUGAAGGGGCCCAACGUGGACAUUGAUGUCCCUAAAGUAGAUCUUAAUGCCCCAGAUGUAGACUUUGAGGUAAAAGUAAAAGACUCACGAUACAAGAUGCCAUCAAUGAAUCUUCCCAAAAUGCCUAAUGUUGAUUUUAAUGUAAGAACUCCUAAACUGGAAGGAGAUGUGAAAGCGCCAAAAGUUGACCUAAAGGGACCUGAGGUAGACCUUGAAUGCCCAGAUGUGGACAUUGAUGGUAAAAUAAAAGGCUCAAAAUUCAAGAUACCAUCAAUGCAUCUUCCACAUAUGUCUAUGCCUGACAUUCAUUUGAAAGGUCCAAACUGGAAAGGAAAAGCAGAUGUUGAUUUGCCUAAUUUAGAAGGAGAGUUGAAAGGUCCUAAUGUUGACCUAAAGGGGCCUGAGGUUGAUCUAGAAAUGGCAGGUGUUGAUGUUGAAGGUCCAGAAGGAAAGCUGAAAAUGCCUAAAUUUAAAAUGCCCAAGUUUGGCCUUUCAGGAUCGAGUGCAGACGCAUCUGUAGGGGAUGUUGAGCUUCCAAAAGCUGACCUUGAAGUGUCUGGGCCAGAUUUUGACAUCGAUGGCCCUGAAGCAAAAGUAAAGGGCUCAAAAUUCAAGAUGCCAUCAAUGAAUUUUAAUCUACCUAAGAUGUCUAAGCCUGAUUUUGAUAUAGGCAUGAAAGGUUCCGGUGAUGCUAAAGUGGAUAUUAAGGGUCCCAAGUUGGACCUUGAAACCCCUGAUAUAGACAUUGAUGGUAAAGGAAAAGGUCCAAAAUUCAAGAUCCCAUCUAUGGGUCUUCCAAAAAUGCCUGAUGUUGAUUUUAAUGUAAGAACUCCUAAACUGGAAGGAGAUGUGAAAGCGCCAAAAGUUGACCUAAAGGGACCUGAGGUAGACCUUGAAUGCCCAGAUGUGGACAUUGAUGGUAAAAUAAAAGGCUCAAAAUUCAAGAUACCAUCAAUGCAUCUUACACAUAUGUCUAUGCCUGACAUUCAUUUGAAAGGUCCAAACUGGAAAGGAAAAGCAGAUGUUGAUUUUCCUAAUUUAGAAGGAGAGUUGAAAGGUCCUAAUGUUGACCUAAAGGGGCCUGAGGUUGAUCUUGAAAUGGCAGGUGUUGAUGUUGAAGGUCCAGAAGGAAAGCUGAAAAUGCCUAAAUUUAAAAUGCCCAAGUUUGGCCUUUCAGGAUCGAGUGCAGAUGCAUCUGUAGGGGAUGUUGAGCUUCCAAAAGCUGACCUUGAAGUGUCUGGGCCAGAUUUUGACAUCGAUGGCCCUGAAGCAAAAGUAAAGGGCUCAAAAUUCAAGAUGCCAUCAAUGAGUUUUAAUCUACCUAAGAUGUCUAAGCCUGAUUUUGAUAUAGGCAUGAAAGGUUCCGGUGAUGCUAAAGUGGAUAUUAAGGGUCCCAAGUUGGACCUUGAAACCCCUGAAAUAGACAUUGAUGGUAAAGGAAAAGGUCCAAAAUUCAAGAUCCCAUCUAUGGGUAUUCCAAAAAUGCCUGAUGUUGAUUUUAAUGUAAGAACUCCUAAACUGGAAGGAGAUGUGAAAGCGCCAAAAGUUGACCUAAAGGGACCUGAGGUAGACCUUGAAUGCCCAGAUGUGGACAUUGAUGGUAAAAUAAAAGGCUCAAAAUUCAAGAUACCAUCAAUGCAUCUUCCACAUAUGUCUAUGCCUGACAUUCAUUUGAAAGGUCCAAACUGGAAAGGAAAAGCAGAUGUUGAUUUGCCUAAUUUAGAAGGAGAGUUGAAAGGUCCUAAUGUUGACCUAAAGGGGCCUGAGGUUGAUCUAGAAAUGGCAGGUGUUGAUGUUGAAGGUCCAGAAGGAAAGCUGAAAAUGCCUAAAUUUAAAAUGCCCAAGUUUGGCCUUUCAGGAUCGAGUGCAGACGCAUCUCUAGGGGAUGUUGAGCUUCCAAAAGCUGGCCUUGAAGUGUCUGGGCCAGAUUUUGACAUCGAUGGCCCUGAAGCAAAAGUAAAGGGCUCAAAAUUCAAGAUGCCAUCAAUGAAUUUUAAUCUACCUAAGAUGUCUAAGCCUGAUUUUGAUAUAGGCAUGAAAGGUUCCGGUGAUGCUAAAGUGGAUAUUAAGGGUCCCAAGUUGGACCUUGAAACCCCUGAAAUAGACAUUGAUGGUAAAGGAAAAGGUCCAAAAUUCAAGAUCCCAACUAUGAGUUUUCCAAAAAUGCCUGAUGUUGAUUUUAAUGUAAGAACUCCUAAACUGGAAGGAGAUGUGAAAGCACCAAAAAUUGACCUAAAGGGACCUGAGGUAGACCUUGAAUGCCCAGAUGUGGACAUUGAUGGUAAAAUAAAAGGCUCAAAAUUCAAGAUGCCAUCAAUGCAUCUUCCACAUAUGUCUAUGCCUGACAUUCAUUUGAAAGGUCCAAACUGGAAAGGAAAAGCAGAUGUUGAUUUGCCUAAUUUAGAAGGAGAGUUGAAAGGUCCUAAUGUUGACCUAAAGGGGCCUGAGGUUGAUCUAGAAAUGGCAGGUGUUGAUUUUGAAGGUCCAGAAGGAAAGCUGAAAAUGCCUAAAUUUAAAAUGCCCAAGUUUGGCCUUUCAGGAUCGAGUGCAAGCGCAUCUGUAGGGGAUGUUGAGCUUCCAAAAGCUGACCUUGAAGUGUCUGGGCCAGAUUUUGACAUCGAUGGCCCUGAAGCAAAAGUAAAGGGCUCAAAAUUCAAGAUGCCAUCAAUGAAUUUUAAUCUACCUAAGAUGUCUAAGCCUGAUUUUGAUAUAGGCAUGAAAGGUUCCGGUGAUGCUAAAGUGGAUAUUAAGGGUCCCAAGUUGGACCUUGAAACCCCUGAAAUAGACAUUGAUGGUAAAGGAAAAGGUCCAAAAUUCAAGAUCCCAUCAAUGGGUCUUCCAAAAAUGCCUGAUGUUGAUUUUAAUGUAAGAACUCCUAAACUGGAAGGAGAUGUGAAAGCACCAAAAGUUGACCUAAAGGGACCUGAGGUAGACCUUGAAUGCCCAGAUGUGGACAUUGAUGGUAAAAUAAAAGGCUCAAAAUUCAAGAUGCCAUCAAUGCAUCUUCCACAUAUGUCUAUGCCUGACAUUCAUUUGAAAGGUCCAAACUGGAAAGGAAAAGCAGAUGUUGAUUUUCCUAAUUUAGAAGGAGAGUUGAAAGGUCCUAAUGUUGACCUAAAGGGUCCUGAGGUAGACCUUGAAUGCCCAGAUGUGGACAUUGAUGGUAAAAUAAAAGGCUCAAAAUUCAAGAUGCCAUCAAUGCAUCUUCCACAUAUGUCUAUGCCUGACAUUCAUUUGAAAGGUCCAAACUGGAAAGGAAAAGCAGAUGUUGAUUUGCCUAAUUUAGAAGGAGAGUUGAAAGGUCCUAAUGUUGACCUAAAGGGGCCUGAGGUUGAUCUAGAAAUGGCAGGUGUUGAUGUUGAAGGUCCAGAAGGAAAGCUGAAAAUGCCUAAAUUUAAAAUGCCCAAGUUUGGCCUUUCAGGAUCGAGUGCAGACGCUUCUCUAGGGGAUGUUGAGCUUCCAAAAGCUGACCUUGAAGUGUCUGGGCCAGAUUUUGACAUUGAUGGCCCUGAAGCAAAAUUAAAGGGCUCAAAAUUCAAGAUGCCAUCAAUGAAUUUUAAUCUACCUAAGAUGUCUAAGCCUGAUUUUGAUAUAGGCAUGAAAGGUUCCGGUGAUGCUAAAGUGGAUAUUAAGGGUCCCAAGUUGGACCUUGAAACCCCUGAAAUAGACAUUGAUGGUAAAGGAAAAGGUCCAAAAUUCAAGAUCCCAACUAUGAGUUUUCCAAAAAUGCCUAAUGUUGAUUUUAAUGUAAGAACUCCUAAACUGGAAGGAGAUGUGAAAGCACCAAAAGUUGACCUAAAGGGACCUGAGGUAGACCUUGAAUGCCCAGAUGUGGACAUUGAUGGUAAAAUAAAAGGCUCAAAAUUCAAGAUACCAUCAAUGCAUCUUCCACAUAUGUCUAUGCCUGACAUUCAUUUGAAAGGUCCAAACUGGAAAGGAAAAGCAGAUGUUGAUUUUCCUAAUUUAGAAGGAGAGUUGAAAGGUCCUAAUGUUGACCUAAAGGGUCCUGAGGUAGACCUUGAAUGCCCAGAUGUGGACAUUGAUGGUAAAAUAAAAGGCUCAAAAUUCAAGAUACCAUCAAUGCAUCUUCCACAUAUGUCUAUGCCUGACAUUCAUUUGAAAGGUCCAAACUGGAAAGGAAAAGCAGAUGUUGAUUUGCCUAAUUUAGAAGGAGAGUUGAAAGGUCCUAAUGUUGACCUAAAGGGGCCUGAGGUUGAUCUAGAAAUGGCAGGUGUUGAUGUUGAAGGUCCAGAAGGAAAGCUGAAAAUGCCUAAAUUUAAAAUGCCCAAGUUUGGCCUUUCAGGAUCGAGUGCAGACGCAUCUGUAGGGGAUGUUGAGCUUCCAAAAGCUGACCUUGAAGUGUCUGGGCCAGAUUUUGACAUCGAUGGCCCUGAAGCAAAAGUAAAGGGCUCAAAAUUCAAGAUGCCAUCAAUGAAUUUUAAUCUACCUAAGAUGUCUAAGCCUGAUUUUGAUAUAGGCAUGAAAGGUUCCGGUGAUGCUAAAGUGGAUAUUAAGGGUCCCAAGUUGGACCUUGAAACCCCUGAAAUAGACAUUGAUGGUAAAGGAAAAGGUCCAAAAUUCAAGAUCCCAUCUAUGGGUCUUCCAAAAAUGCCUGAUGUUGAUUUUAAUGUAAGAACUCCUAAACUGGAAGGAGAUGUGAAAGCACCAAAAGUUGACCUAAAGGGACCUGAGGUAGACCUUGAAUGCCCAGAUGUGGACAUUGAUGGUAAAAUAAAAGGCUCAAAAUUCAAGAUACCAUCAAUGCAUCUUCCACAUAUGUCUAUGCCUGACAUUCAUUUGAAAGGUCCAAACUGGAAAGGAAAAGCAGAUGUUGAUUUGCCUAAUUUAGAAGGAGAGUUGAAAGGUCCUAAUGUUAACCUAAAGGGGCCUGAGGUUGAUCUAGCAAUGGUAGGUGUUGAUGUUGAAGGUCCAGAAGGAAAGCUGAAAAUGCCUAAAUUUAAAAUGCCCAAGUUUGGCCUUUCAGGAUCGAGUGCAGACGCAUCUCUAGGGGAUGUUGAGCUUCCAAAAGCUGACCUUGAAGUGUCUGGACCAGAUUUUGACAUUGAUGGCCCUGAAGCAAAAGUAAAGGGCUCAAAAUUCAAGAUGCCAUCAAUGAAUUUUAAUCUACCUAAGAUGUCUAAGCCUGAUUUUGAUAUAGGCAUGAAAGGUUCCGGUGAUGCUAAAGUGGAUAUUAAGGGUCCCAAGUUGGACCUUGAAACCCCUGAAAUAGACAUUGAUGGUAAAGGAAAAGGUCCAAAAUUCAAGAUCCCAUCUAUGGGUCUUCCAAAAAUGCCUGAUGUUGAUUUUAAUAUAAGAACUCCUAAACUGGAAGGAGAUGUGAAAGCACCAAAAGUUGACCUAAAGGGACCUGAGGUAGACCUUGAAUGCCCAGAUGUGGACAUUGAUGGUAAAAUAAAAGGCUCAAAAUUCAAGAUACCAUCAAUGCAUCUUCCACAUAUGUCUAUGCCUGACAUUCAUUUGAAAGGUCCAAACUGGAAAGGAAAAGCAGAUGUUGAUUUUCCUAAUUUAGAAGGAGAGUUGAAAGGUCCUAAUGUUGACCUAAAGGGUCCUGAGGUAGACCUUGAAUGCCCAGAUGUGGACAUUGAUGGUAAAAUAAAAGGCUCAAAAUUCAAGAUACCAUCAAUGCAUCUUCCACAUAUGUCUAUGCCUGACAUUCAUUUGAAAGGUCCAAACUGGAAAGGAAAAGCAGAUGUUGAUUUGCCUAAUUUAGAAGGAGAGUUGAAAGGUCCUAAUGUUGACCUAAAGGGGCCUGAGGUUGAUCUAGAAAUGGCAGGUGUUGAUGUUGAAGGUCCAGAAGGAAAGCUGAAAAUGCCUAAAUUUAAAAUGCCCAAGUUUGGCCUUUCAGGAUCGAGUACAGACGCAUCUGUAGGGGAUGUUGAGCUUCCAAAAGCUGAUCUUGAAGUGUCUGGGCCAGGUUUUGACAUUGAUGGCCCUGAAGCUAAAGUAAAGGGCUCAAAAUUCAAGAUGCCAUCAAUGAAUUUUAAUCUACCUAAGAUGUCUAAGCCUGAUUUUGAUAUAGGCAUGAAAGGUUCCGGUGAUGCUAAAGUGGAUAUUAAGGGACCCAAGUUGGACCUUGAAGCCCCUGAAAUAGACAUUGAUGGUAAAGGAAAAGGUCCAAAACUCAAGAUCCCAUCUAUGAGUCUUCCAAAAAUGCCUGAUGUUGAUUUUAAUGUAAAAACUCCUAAACUGGAAGGAGAUGUGAAAGCUCCAAAAGUUGACCUAAAGGGACCUGAGGUAGACCUUGAAUGCCCAGAUGUGGGCAUUGAUGGUAAAAUAAAAGGCCCAAAAUUCAAUAUGCCAUCAAUGCAUCUACCACAUAUGUCUAUGCCUGACUUUCAUUUGAAAGGUCCAAACUGGAAAGGAAAAGCAGACGUUGAUUUACCUACUUUAGAAGGAGAAUUGAAAGGUCCUAAUGUUGCUCUAAAGGGUCCAAGUGUUGAUCUAGAAAUGGCUGGUGUUGAUAUCGAAGGUCCAGAAGGAAAGCUGAAAUUGCCUAAAUUUAAAAUGCCUAAGUUUGGCUUUUCAGGAUCUAAUGCUCCAGGAGUAGAUAUUGAUCUUCCAAAAGCUGACCUUGCAGUGUCUGGGCCAGAUUUUGACAUAGAAGGUCCUGAAGCUAAAGUAAAGGGCCCGAAGUUGAAGCUGCCAGACAUGGACCUGCAUGUUAAAGGUCCCAAAUUAAAAGGGGAUGUGGAUAAACCUGAUGCAAAUUAUGACGCAGGAAUAAAGGAUCCAAAAUUCAAGAUCAAAGGUCCAGAAUUUGAUAUCUCAAGCCCAACUCUGUCUGCUGAAUUGCCAGAAGGCAAAGUUAAAGGGUCAAAAUUUAAGUUACCAUCAUGGGGUUUUUCAAAACCCAGUGUUUCCAUGCCAGAUGUAGAUCUUAAUUUGAAAGGACCUAAAGUGAAGGGUGAUAUUGAUGCUUCAAUUGCAGUGGGAGGCAAACUUAAAGGCCCAGAGUUGGGAGUAGAAUUGCCAGAGGUAGACUUUGACAUGCCAGAAGCAAAAGUUAAGAAAUCCAAAUUUAGGCUGCCAAAGUUUAACUUUUCAGGUCCUAAAGCACAAGCACCCAGUGUUGACAUUAAGGUUCCAAAAACUGACAUUAAUAUCAGCGGCCCUGAUUUGGAAAGUCCCAAUAUGGAAAUAAAGGGUAAAAGUCAAAAAUUUAAAAUGCCCUCAUUAAACAUAACUAGCCCUAAAGUAUCCAUGCCAGAUGUUGAAUUAAAUUUAAAAGGACCCAAAUUAAAAGGAGAUGUAGAUGUCUCAUCGCCAAAUUUUGAAGGUGAAUUAAAGGGUUCCAAGCUAGAUAUAAAAACUCCAGAUAUGGACCUUGAGACACCUGACCUUUCGCUAGAAGGCCCAGAAGGUAAAGGGAAGCUGAAAAUGCCAAAAUUCAGUCUUCCCAAGUUUGGAUUUUCUGGUUCAAAACCAGAUGCUCCAGAUAUUGAUCUAAAAUUUCCAAAAGCUGACCUCAAUUUGUCUAGUCCAAAGUUAAAAAUGGAAACUCCUGAUAUGGAUAUUGAUGGCCCAGAUGGAAAACUGAAGGGUCCAAAACUGAAGAUGCCCUCAUUUAGUGUAGAUUUGCCGAAAGUUUCCAUGCCUGAUCUUGAUCUAAAUGUGAAAGGUCCUAAGAUGAAAGGAGAUUUAAAAGGUCCUGAUGUUGAUAUUAAAGUGCCUGACGUAGAUCUUAAAGCCCCAGAUGUAGACCUUGAUGGGAAAAUAAAAGGGCCAAAAUUUAAGAUGCCAACAAUGAAUGUUCCGAAAUUGUCUAUGCCUGACUUUAAUCUGAAAGGCCCUAAAAUGGAAGGAGAAUUGAAAUGUCCUGAUGUUGAUAUUAAAGUGCCUGACGUAGAUCUUGAAGCCCCAGAUGUAGACCUUGAUGGGAAAAUUAAAGGCUCAAAAUUUAAGAUGCCAACAAUGAAUGUUCCGAAAUUGUCUAUGCCUGACUUUAAUCUGAAAGGCCCUAAAAUGGAAGGAGAAUUGAAAUGUCCUGAUGUUGAUAUUAAAGUGCCUGAGGUAGAUCUUGAAGCCCCAGAUGUAGACCUUGAUGGGAAAAUAAAAGGCCCAAAAUUUAAGAUGCCAACAAUGAAUGUUCCGAAAUUGUCUAUGCCUGACUUUAAUCUGAAAGGCCCUAAAAUGGAAGGAGAAUUGAAAUGUCCUGAUGUUGAUAUUAAAGUGCCUGAGGUAGAUCUUGAAGCCCCAGAUGUAGACCUUGAUGGGAAAAUAAAAGGCCCCAAAUUUAAGAUGCCAACAAUGAAUGUUCCGAAAUUGUCUAUGCCUGACUUUAAUCUGAAAGGCCCUAAAAUGGAAGGAGAAUUGAAAUGUCCUGAUGUUGAUAUUAAAGUGCCUGACGUGGAACUUGAAGCCCCACAUGUAGACCUUGAUGGGAAAAUAAAAGGCCCAAAAUUUAAGAUGCCAACAAUGAAUGUUCCGAAAUUGUCUAUGCCUGACUUUAAUCUGAAAGGCCCUAAAAUGGAAGGAGAAUUGAAAUGUCCUGAUGUUGAUAUUAAAGUGCCUGAGGUAGAUCUUGAAGCCCCAGAUGUAGACCUUGAUGGGAAAAUAAAAGGCCCAAAAUUUAAGAUGCCAACAAUGAAUGUUCCGAAAUUGUCUAUGCCUGACUUUAAUCUAAAAGGCCCUAAAAUGGAAGGAGAAUUGAAAUGUCCUGAUGUUGAUAUUAAAGUGCCUGAGGUAGAUCUUGAAGCCCCAGAUGUAGACCUUGAUGGGAAAAUAAAAGGCCCAAAAUUUAAGAUGCCAACAAUGAAUGUUCCAAAAGUGUCUAUGCCUGACUUUAAUCUGAAAGGUCCUAAAUUUGAUGUUGAGGGUCCAGGCAUUGAAAUAGAUGCUCCAGAUGUCGAUUUGAAAGGCCCAGACGGAAAACUUAAAAUGCCCAAAUUCAAAAUGCCUAAAUUUGGUAUUUCUGGGACAAAAAUGGGGGAACUAGAUGUAGAUACUAGCCUGCCCAAGGGAAAACUUGAUAUAGCUGGUCCAAAUGUAGACAUUAAAGCACCUGAAAUUGAUGUUGAGGGCCCUGAAGGUAAGCUAAAAGGUCCUAAUUUAAAAAUACCAUCUAUGAAUAUCAGUUUACCAAAAGUAUCCAUGCCCGAUUUUGACCUUAAUGUUAAAGGUUCCAAAUUUGAAGGAGGUUUGAAAGGUCCCACUAUUGACAUUAAGGGUCCAUCCAAAGGAAAUGUUGAUAUAUCUGGAGAUAUUGAUAUCUCUAGUCCUAAAUUAGAUGUUACAGCACCAGUAAUAGAAAUUGAGGGCCCUGAUGGAAAGCUAAAAGACUCUAAAUUUAAGAUGCCCUCACUGAAUAUGCCAGAUAUUGACAUUAAUUUGAAAGGCUCAAGCUGGAAGGGAGGAGCAGACUUGUCAGGCCCAAAAGUAAAGGGUCAGUUAAAAAGUCCUGAACUUGACCUUGAUGUACCCGAUAUUGACCUAGAAGGUCCUGAAGGCAAAAUUAAGAUGCCAAAAUUAAAAAUGCCUAAGUUUGGAAUUUCUGUACCAAAAGGGGAAGGUGUAGAUAUUGCACCAGAAUUGAACAUUGAAGGCCCAGAUGUUAAGGCAAAGGGCUCAAAAUUCAACAUGCCAUCAAUGAAUUUUAGCUUACCAAAAGUAUCCAUGCCAGAAAUAAAUCUAAAGGGACCCAAAAUUAAGGGAGAAGCAGACCUGAGUGGCCCAAAUAUGGAAAAAGACAUACAUUUGAAGGGUCCACAUUUGACAGGAGAUUUUGAUGUUGCUCUCACUGGCCGACAAUUAGAAGGAGAACUGAAGAGCCCAGAAAUUGACAUGUCAGUGCCUGAUAUCAACUUUGGUUCUACAAACAUUAGUGUGAAAGGUCAAGGAGCAGAGAUCGAGGGCCCUGAGGCUAAUUUAAAACUGCCUAAAGGUAAGAAACCAAAGUUUGGUUUUGGCAUGAAAUCACCUAAAUCAGAUAUAAAAACUCCGUCAGUAGAUGUUACAAUUCCAGAUGCAGAUUUUGAUUCUGAGGUUCCUGAUAUAAGUGUUGGAGCCAAGGGCAAAAAGGGUAAAUUUAAAAUGCCAAAAAUUCACAUGAGUGGCCCGAAAAUAAAAGGCAAAAAAGGUGGUUUUGAUGUAAGUGCGCCUGACAUAGAUAGUGACAUAAACCUUAAUGCGCCUGAUGUUGAUUUAAAUAUUUCAGGAGGAGAAGCAGGAUUGAAAACCGAUGUUGGCUUAAAAGCACCUAAAACUCGAAAACCACUCUUUGGAAAAUUGUAUUUCCCUGAUGUAGAAUUCGACAUUAAAUCUCCAAAAAUAAAAGGAGAAACUUCCCUUCAAACUCCUAGAGCAGACUUAAAGACUCCUGAGUUAGACAUUGAUGGUGGAAUAAACACUCCAGAAGCUGACUUCACAUCUGCUGGGGUUAGCAUUGAAGGUCCUGAUAUAAAGGUGAAAAAACCUAAAUUCAAACUCCCAACUUUCAAUAUGUCAGGGCCAAAGGUAGACAUACCUGAAACUGACCUUUCCCUUUCAAAAGGAGAAAUUAAUAUAUCUGGCCCAAAGGUUGCAACAGACUUGGGAACUCCUGCCCUAGAUGUAAAUAUUGGUGCAUUAAAUAUUAGAAAUGAAGCACCCAAUGUUUCAAUUGACACCUCAGUACCAAAAAUGUCUGUUCCAGAUGCGGAUGUGAAUUUGCAAGGACCAAAAGUUAAAGGUUAUAAGGUAACUUCUGGAAGUAUGGAAUUAAGUCCACCUAAUGUAGACAUCUCUGGGUCAGGUGGGCAAAUUAAAAUUCCUAAAUUGGGCAUCUCUGGAGCAUCUGGAGAUGGUCCUGAGGUUAGUUUUAAUACUGAACUUAAAGGACCACAGAUGGGGGCAAAACUAAAAGGUUCCUCCAUCAACAUGCCUAAAGUUGAUAUAUCUGUUCCAAAGGUUUCUGGUACAGAUAUUGACAUGAAUUUUCAAAGACCAGAGACUGAAGGUGAGUUUGGAAUCUUUGGUGGAAAAAAACAAAAUGUAAGUGUUGCAGUGCCAGGCAUUCAAGUGAAAGGAUUUGACAGUCAGAUUAAUUUGCCUCAGGUGGACAUUUCUGGUCCACGCUUGCAAGGACCUGAUGGAAAAUUGAAUGUACAAGGAAUAGAUGCAAAUCUAGAAAGUUCUUCUGGUAAAAUUACUUUCCCCAGACUUUUAAUGCCAAAAUUUACAACAGCUGGUCCUGAACUGUCUGGAAGAGAAGUGGGAGUUGAUGUAGACUUUCCAUCUGCAGAUGUGCAUGUUGAAAAGUCUGGCCAAGCUGAUGUAGAAUUUGAAGAAAGUGACAUAAAAAUAAAAAAGUCUAAAAUAAAAAUGCCCAAGUUCAACUUCAAAUCCAAAGGUAAAAGUGAUGCUAGUCUCCCAGAUGUCUCAGUUUCUGGGUCAAAGGGAGAUCUUAAAAGCUCAAAAGCUAGUUUAGGUUCUGCUGAAGUAGGGUUGGGGUCUGCUAAAGUGGAGGUAGAAAAACCUGCAAAGUAUGAGUUUUCCUUAUUUACUAGCAAAAAGCCAAGACACAGAUCUUCCUCUCUGAGUGAGGAGAAGGACGAAUCAGCACACUCAUCUCCAAGUGGUACAUUGGAAGCAGAAGGUUCAUUGUCAGCAGAAGGAGGGAAAAAGAAAGGAAAACAUUCUAAGAUUAAAUUUGGCACUUUUGGUGGCUUAGGGUCUAAAUCAAAGGGUUCCUAUGAGGUCACAUUAAGUGAUGAUGAAAACGUCCAAGGUAGUGGGGCAUCUGUUUCCUCUCGUAAGUCCAGGGUCUCUUCCUCCUCGAGCAAUGACAGUGCAACUAAGGCAGGCGUCCAUUUGCCUAAGGUGGAGAUUACUGUUGCCAAAAAGAAAGAAUGAAUCCCCCACCUUUAACCCAGCAUGUAUAUAAAUAUAUAUAUCUGUGUGUUUGUACAUACAUUUUGCAGCCUUUAUAGAAUUCUAACCUUUUUGAAUGAACAGUGGAGAUGAAAAACAAAGGUGAUAAAGUAAAAGCAGACAGAUCCUCAAUUGUUUAUUAAAUUCCAUGCACACAUUAAACCUUUCACUACCUGACAUAUUUUACUUGUACGCCAAACCCGGGCAGUGAGAGAUUUAAUGAUCUGUUUUUGAUAUAACAAUUUGUACAUGGAAAUAUAUUUUUCCAUAUAUUUUUUUUACUUGCAUUUACAGUUGAUAUUUUCCUUUGUGGGGCUUUACAGAUAGAUGCAAACAGACGUAAUAAAACACUGUAAAUUGCAUUGAACCAGCUAGGUGGAUGAAAUUCAGGAGUCUGAGAAGUUGUAAUCUAAUGGUAACAAAAUAUGUAAUGUUUAAAACAGCAUUUGUUUUCAGAGAUCUAAUCUGACAGAAAAAGUGCACUUUUUUUUUUUUUUUUACAUCCUGUCUAAUUUAUUUGCAGAUCGUUCACAAUAUAUAGUGUUGCUUUCUGCUUCUUUCAUGUGAUCAUGGUCACAAAGAAGUGAAAGUGAAAAAAUAUAAAAAAUAACUAAACAUUGGUGCACUCUUUUUGAAAAGUGGCUAUAUCUCAAGUGAAGGACACCUGUAAAAUAAAAAAUAGCUGUUACUGCUAUGAAUUAUUAAAUGUGCCUGUGCAAGAGUUUCUUUUUUUCUUUUUCUUUUUUUCAUAUGCAGUUGUCCCGCUUGAUAUUUGGUCACCUUAGUAAAUCAAGCUGAUAACUGGUAAACUCCCAAACUAUGUAAACCUUACAUAUGUUUAGAAACUGACACUGACCUGUUUAAAUUGUGUAACAUAGGGGGGGGAAAAAGCUAAUGGGAGGGGUAUGGUCAAUGUGUUAUUUCAAUUUUACGCUGAAACUCUCCAUCUUUCUAAAGGUGAUCAAUUUCAGCCCUGUCUUUAGCAUCUGGUGGUUCAAUGCGUCAUUUUUUUAUUUGUACUAUAAGACUUUUCUUCAAUUGUCAUACCUAAACUGCUGCUUGUAUUUGUUGGACGUAAACAAGAUUUGCUUUCAUUUCUAGUAAAAUAAAAAUAAAUAAAAAUAAGAUUUAAAUAAAGUUUUAACUUCAUAAAUCUGUAAACACUUCAUUCAGAAAUGUGUUAUGGUGGAUUGUUAAAAAAACAAAACCAAAAUAAAGCUUCUAACCUUUAGUAAAA
Messenger RNA from Pseudophryne corroboree (corroboree frog), 17191 nucleotides. RefSeq names its product AHNAK nucleoprotein (gene AHNAK). The transcript is spliced from 5 exons. The record is from RefSeq and is a predicted model, not a curated record. NCBI's taxonomy places the organism in Eukaryota, Metazoa, Chordata, Amphibia, Anura, Myobatrachidae. Gene Ontology annotation, biological process: regulation of RNA splicing. Gene Ontology annotation, cellular component: cytoplasm; costamere; nucleus. Bases 175 to 15936 code for a protein of 5253 amino acids. Gene Ontology annotation, molecular function: protein binding.